This is a messenger RNA of Erythranthe guttata (spotted monkey flower), 615 nucleotides long. The record is from RefSeq and is a predicted model, not a curated record. NCBI's taxonomy places the organism in Eukaryota, Viridiplantae, Streptophyta, Magnoliopsida, Lamiales, Phrymaceae.
CUUAUCAAGAAUUAUAUUUUUCCAAAGAAAAGAAGGGAAAAAAAAAAUACAAUGAGCAGCUUCGAUUCUCAAAGGCAAGAAUCCAUAAAGAGAACGAACCAUUCGACGACCAAUUAUACCGCCCCACCAAAUUUCCAAAAUUACAAACUAGCCCCAACAAUUAAUAUUCCAGUCUCUUCUUCAAACCCUAAAACCCUGCUGCAAUUACCCGCAUUUUCCGGGGGGUUCGACGGCGACCUUGUGGCGGCGGCGGCGGUGCCUCCGGUGACGGUGGUGCUGGAGGGCCGAUCAAUCUGCCAGCGCAUCAGCCUCCACAAACACGGCAGCUACCAGAGCUUGGCGUGGGCACUCAGACAGAUGUUUGUGGAUAUAAUUAAUUACAAUAAUACCGAUAUUAGUAAUAAUGACGGUAUUAUUAAUAAUCUUGAUAUUUCGAAUGCUGUUCCGGGGCAUCUCGUUGCGUACGAAGACAUGGAAAAUGAUCUUCUUUUAGUUGGUGAUCUCAACUGGAAGUUAUUUUGAUGUUUGCAGGGAUUUUGUUAGAGUGGCUAGAGAUCAGAAUAUUGCCAGCAAAGGCGAAUUCAAGGAAGAAGAAAGAUGGUAUUAUUAAUUGAU